GCCCUUGGCACGGGAAGGGGCGAGCCCGGGGCCGGUGCGGGGCCGCCGCGGCCGGUGUGAGGCCGCCGCAGCCUCGGCAGCCCCGGGGGCGUUGUACGGGGCCGGCACUCAGAGCCCGGCCUGGCCCCCGAGCAGCCCGGCGCGGUGCGGCCCGCCCCUUCCUCCGCGCCGAGAGCCGGGAGCCGCCGCCGCCGCGCCGCCAUGCCGAAACACGAGUUCUUUGUGGACAUGACCUGUGAAGGCUGCUCCAAUGCAGUCACCCGUGUCCUGCACAGGCUUGGAGGGGUCCAGUUUGAUAUUGACCUGCCCAACAAGAAGGUGUGCAUUGACUCGGAGCACAAUGUUGACACCCUAUUGGAAACCCUAAAGAAGACUGGAAAGAACGCUUCCUACCUUGGGGAGAAGUCCGCGCAGUAGCCUUGCCUGGUGUGAGGAGGCUAGGAACAAAAACAUCACUUCAGCAAAAAGAUGGCUUAACUGUUUGCAUAUCUCCCAACUUGCUCUGUGAUUUGGCCUUUACUACCCUGCCAGAUGUCGGAAGGCAGAGGGCUGGCAGGAGGAGACGGCUGCUUUAAAAGUGAUGAAAUCUAGAGGAGGAGGCUAUAUGUUGUUUCUAGUCCCACAGUAAAUCGAGGUGCUGUUUCUGUCUUUCAGUGCA
Messenger RNA from Phalacrocorax carbo (great cormorant), 658 nucleotides. The record is from RefSeq and is a predicted model, not a curated record. NCBI's taxonomy places the organism in Eukaryota, Metazoa, Chordata, Aves, Suliformes, Phalacrocoracidae.